Molecule: messenger RNA, 1397 nt
Organism: Monomorium pharaonis (pharaoh ant)
Lineage: Eukaryota; Metazoa; Arthropoda; Insecta; Hymenoptera; Formicidae
Gene: mRpL47
Product: 39S ribosomal protein L47, mitochondrial
Exons: 5
Coding region: 16-879 (287 amino acids)
Biological process (GO): mitochondrial translation
Cellular component (GO): mitochondrial large ribosomal subunit; mitochondrial ribosome
Molecular function (GO): structural constituent of ribosome
Source: RefSeq, a predicted model, not a curated record
GAGAUCACUGGACGAAUGCAGAAAUUUGGAAUUAAAAAAGCGAUAGAGGCGACAAAGAACAGUCCGGGAAAGAUGGCGGCGCUCGUGAAGGCCGUGCAGGCCAGCUCGAGCAUGAGCGGCAUAACAAAAUUGUUCACGAAUCUGUCUUUGACCCCAAGUAUUAUCUCAUCUCCUAAACACGCGUUUCUUCGUAGGACGCCAACUUUGCACUGUGCAUUCAUACACCUUACGUCAGAACGUCGAGACUUGAUGGAAUUCUUUGAUGACCCAAAAAAUUGGGGAAAGAACGAGGUGCGGGUUGGUCGAUCCUGGAAAAAGGAUGAAUUAAGAUUGAAGAGCAAUUCAGAUCUACACAAAUUAUGGUUCGUGUUAUUGAAGGAACGUAAUAUGCUGAUGACUAUGGAAGAGGCAUGCAAGGAAGCGAAUGAGAUUUUCCCAAAUCCUGAACGCUUGGACAAAGUUCAAGACAGUAUGAAUAAUUUGGAAACGAUUGUCCGUGAAAGAAAUAGAGCAUAUCAUUUGCUUGAGACUGGUGAGACAGGAGAGCGCCCAGGAAAGCUGGUCUAUAAUUGCUUAGGUUUAAGAUUUUACUAUCGAAUGCGUCAAUAUAGUAUUCCAAAGUUCAUGAACACAAAAUGGUAUAAAACGCAUAUGUUUGGCUACGGCGGAUAUGCUACUCAAAAGUUCUUACGCUUAUACAGGGAGCAACUUUGGAAUAAGAAACGCAAAGCGAGAGUACGUGAUAAAAAUCGUGUUGCAAUGUUAAUAAAAAGAUUCCCAAAUCUGGAUCUCGAAGCUGUGAAAGAACAGUUUCCGAAUGUCGAUAUAGAAGCGGCAAAAACAUCCAAGAGAGCAAGAGGUCAUAUUGUAUCUACAUAGAUACAGUUUCUGUUAAUAGCAAAUUGUUGAACAUCUAUCACAAUUAUAAAUGUAAGAUACUUAAUCGCUAAUACAGUACAUAAAUUUAAUAAGUUUCUAGUAUUUUUUUUUUUUUUUUUAUUGUAUCUUUAUAUUCAGAUUUACAUAUAAAAUUUACUUGAAAUUAUUUUAAAUAUUGAGAGAUAUUGCUUAAUUACAUAAGCAAUUUGUACUAUAGAUCGUAUAGAUAUAAAAAAAUAUUAGCUAACAAAACUAUUAGAGAACUGUAUAACUAAAUGAAAAAAUUAUAUUAUUAAAAACUUUCAAAUCUCUUAAAUAAUGCAUGAAAUGAAUACGAUAGAGUUAGAAAUAUGGUACAAAGUAAUAGAUUAAGGAUAUCUUUGCUAUUAUUGUUAUUGAUAUCUAUAUAAAUUAUGAAUUCGAUAAAAUGUUUCAUCCUCUCGUUGCUUUUCAAAAUAUUUAAAUUACAUUUCCAAGCAAUGUAAAAAGAUGGACGAAAUAAAAAUUAUUAAAUCUAA